GGAGAACAGUGGAGAAGCAGAAGGAGGGAUUUGUCCUCAUGGUUAACGACAUCUCUCUUUUUUUUUGCACUAUCCAGACAAACCUCCAGCCUGAAAUCUGAAACUGCAGAAGUGGCGUGGCUCACCGAGCAUUUGCCACUCUUUUCUGUGCUCUCUCUCUCUCUCAGUUCACUUUUUCCAGACUGGUUGCACUCAUCCUCCAUCACAGGGGAUUCCAACGGAAAAACACUUCUGCCACAGUAGAUGAUCCUGAGGGGAAACGAUGCUCCCAAUGGCCCUUCGUCUGAUUGGUUUGAGUGUUGUGUUUUUCAUCAGAAGCAGCUCGGCCACACCUCUACCUUUUUACAGUUCUCUAGAGGGAAGUACAGAUGAGGAAGAACUCAGUAACAUAACUUCCUUUCUGCCCACCAGCAAUGUUUCCUCUGAGUACCAAACCACACCUGUUGGCCCCACACACGUGGAAACUGACUUUCUAAGUCAAGUUGUGAACUUUCUGCAGGAGAACAUGCUCCUUAUCCUUGUUGCAGGCACGUUCAUCCUCCUUGUGUUCCUUAUUAUCUGUGGGGCAAUUUUCAUGAGCCACAGACGCAAAGUCAAUGCCUACUACCCUUCCUCCUUCCCCUCGAAAAUGUAUGUGGACCACAGGGACAAAACCGGAGGUGCUAAACCCUUUAAUGAAGUGCCAGAAAAACCUGCUCCUGAGCAGAAAAGUGAAACAGUGGACUCUCACAAACAGCUUCAGGCAGACAUUAUGAGGGCAGCCAAGAGUCUGCGCACACCAAAUAAAUCUGUUGAUGCUGCAGAGGGAUGUGGCCCCAGUCAGAAAGUAGCAGACCACAGUCCCGAGGACAGCUCUAAACCAGAUGGCAGCAUCCUGGACCAGCAGCUACCAAGUCUCCCCGAGGAAAAGGAGUUGUGUGAGCUCUCUGAAAGUGAAGCAGCUGCAUCGGCAGGCAGCCCUGAGCUGAAUCCUCCAGAGGAUCCAGAGGAAGAUGAUUCACGGGAGCCUCUGACUGGUAGGAGUCUGCGGCCCUCCUCUCUGCAUAUUCACAAUGACUCUGCUACACUUCAGCUGAUCGCAGGAGAGAAAACUGCCUUCUAACUUUUCUGAACAGUGACCUGAAUGUAUAUUUUUUAUGCUUUAAAUUCAUGAGUGCCAUUUUGUCCAGUAAACCUUUUUAAAAAAUGUCUAUAAGGGAAAAGCAGGAAAAAGUUACUAAAUGACAAUCAUGUGUUGUUUUUUUUGCAAUAUUUUAUGUUUAUAUUCAGUGCAGGAAAGAUACGUACAACAGCCUGUUGCUUUACACUGACUGGAUAUAUCAUCCAUGCCAUAGAACAUUAACAUCUGGUACAAAACCAAUGUACUUUUAUGGGGGGAUUUCUGUGUCGUUCAAGGAUAUCUUGCUUAGUGUGCACAUACGAACCACUUCAGUAAACAUUGCGUGAUAUGUUCUUGUACUUUGUACUUCUGUGCAAAACAGUGAGUAUUGACAAUGUUUGACCGAUCAGUAUUUGAAUAUUUAAGAUUAGUCAAGUAUAGAAAACAAUGAGAUGAUAGCAACCUUUUUUUUUUUUUUUUUAGCAAGCAUUAUAACAGGUGCACAGGUGUAAUCGAUAGCAUUUAUAGUUUCAUUUCAUUUAGGUGAACCAGUUCAGUUCAGUUCAGUUUAUGAAAUAUUCAGGCUGCUCAAAGUAAUAAACUGCACUCAAAAGACAGUAUGAUUCAAGAUACUUUUAUUGCAGACUCUCAAGGAAGCAUUACUAAAUACUUAUAAAUUAAUCUUAAAAUCAGUGGACCCUUUCAUUGUUUGAAGCCACUUUGCAUAUCAAAAGGUCAGUGCUUGGGAGUGCAGAUAGGAUACUGAAAAGCUGUCAGCUUUAUUCACCAUCUCCAUCACACCAUUCAAAAUCAACACUCCUCAAUCUUAAAAUAUAACAAUCUCAAAAAUAAGGCUCAGCUUUUGUACCAACAACCCAAACAGUGCUUACAUUGUGCGUUUAUGUGACAGGCUAAAAGGUACAGUAUACAGGGUUAAAGGACAGAAAGCCUGGUGUAACACAGCUACGUAGGGUUGACGAUGGUGUACAUAUCGUCAACGUUAUAAGGUGUGACUCAUCAAUACUGCAGGAAAGUGAGGUGGUCAUGCUGGACCACUGCUACUUCUCUUCUUGGCAGCAGGAAGCGAGUGGCGCCCAGCUCAGAGAGCGAGUGCUCUGUUUAAUUGCUGGCCCUUACUGCCUCCUGCUGGUCAUCCUGUUGCUUGAGGCGAUAGUCAGCCAGGGCAGCCUUGAUAGCGUCCUCUGCAAGCACUAAAGGAGAAACAAACAGAGGUUAAAUACAUGCAUGUGUGGAGCAGUCCGUAACAUCAUUAGAAAAAAAUGUAAUGAAAACUUACUAGAGCAGUGAAGUUUAACUGGUGGAAGACAGAGCUCUUUGGCAAUGUCAGUGUUCUUUAUCAUCAAAGCUUCGUCCACCUGGAAAGAAAAGCACACAGCUCCAGUAUCCACAAAAACCCUUCCAGUCAAUGAUAAGACACGAGCAGAGCAGAAUAAGCAAGAGGCAGAGAAACAUGUGUCAGGUCUGUAGUGUGUUCACUCACAGAUUUUCCCUUCACCCACUCGGUGGCCAAAGAGCUGGAGGCAAUAGCAGAGCCGCAGCCAAAAGUUUUGAACCUGGCAUCCACGAUCUUCCCCUGGUCAUCCACCUCAAUCUGUCAAAAUGAGAAAUUUAGAGCUUUACUCAAAUGCCAAAGGGGGAAUAGACUCCAUUUUAGAAGUUGGAAAAACUGCAUGUUGCCAUUUCUUUUUCAAACAGUGGAUUCAAAUAAAUAUUCCUGCAACCGUUCAAGUGAACUGCACAUCGUGUUUUCCCUGAAAAUAAAUGCUUUAUACUAAUACUAAACUAUAUUUAAGACUUUGUGCUAUCUACUUAGUAAAACAAGAAUGUUAUUCAUCA
This is a messenger RNA of Morone saxatilis (striped sea-bass), 2956 nucleotides long. RefSeq names its product transmembrane protein 119b (gene tmem119b). The record is from RefSeq and is a predicted model, not a curated record. Gene Ontology annotation, cellular component: plasma membrane. Gene Ontology annotation, biological process: positive regulation of osteoblast differentiation; ossification; positive regulation of osteoblast proliferation. The transcript has 2 exons. Bases 263 to 1102 code for a protein of 279 amino acids. Lineage: Eukaryota; Metazoa; Chordata; Actinopteri; Moronidae.